AUGAAUAGAAAUAUAUUUAAAAAUAGUUUUGUAGUGACAAUUUUGUUAUUGUUCAUUUUGUCGUCUUCUUCGGAAGUCGGUGCAUUCGACUAUGACGAAGAUAUCGAAGUCUACUAUGUAGAGGCACCACUCUUAAAAGCAAUGUUCGGUGACUUGCUCGAAAAUUUCAAAGCUUUUCAUUCUGGUGUUUAUUUUUAUGCAACAGAAUCAAAAGAAAGUUUUACAUUGGAUUAUGUUGCAUCUCCAAGUAUUUUGGGUGCAGUGUUUCCACAGGUGAAUGAAACCACACAGGAUAUCAUUUGGAUGAGCAAUGGAAUUGUCCAGUUCAAUACAGAUUUCAAUCAGUCGUACUGGAGCAGUGGACAACAGUAUAUUAUGACGGUGAACGGUGAGACCUUUGCCAAGUAUCUCUGCUGGGCAGAGCUCUACAACCAGACCAAUCCGUUUUACAAUCUCUUUGAGGUGCGUGACAACGUCACACUCGAACUGUACUUGAGCUCAUCGAUCUGCAACGACUUUGUGUGGGCGACGUUCGAAGCACUCUACAACCUCGGCGGUGAAAUUCCCGAAGCCACCACCACUCCUCCAUCGCGUGACUUUAUCACGUUGUACGUCACCAAAGAGCCGUACGCAAUUACCGACCCUGAGGACCCAGCCACCUGGGAUCAACUCAUGAGCUUCUACGAGAAGAUGCAAUUGCAACCGAAUGAAACGGCUAUCCAAUUCGUAUCGUCGCUGGUACAGGCAUUCUCUGGUAACUUUUAUUACUAUCGAUCACAAGUAUACUACAAUCUUUCAUUGACCGCACGUGAACCACUCACCUACUCGCCAGCAGCACUACCAUCCGGACCACGUGAACCAUCCGUUGUCAAAUUUGCACAAGGUUGCAAACUUCCACCACCCUUAAAGACACAUAAUGGUAUUGGUGGUGGUUGGAUAUUUAUCAUUGUAUUAUUCUCUUGCUCAACAGUAUAUAUAGCAGGUGGACUCAUUUAUAAUGUUCAAGUGAAAGGUGAACCAUUGUCAGCCAAUGCUCUACCAAACUAUAAUGCAUGGAUGUCACUGAGUGGAUAUGUUAAGGAUGGUGGAUUGUUUAUUGUUUCAAAGGUUAGAGGUGGUAGCGGUGUCACUCCAGGUGGAAAUUACACUUCAUCUGAUGAUGUUAUGAUGAUUAGUGAUAAAACCCUUUCCAACAACAACAACAACAAUAACAACAAUAACAACAAAUCUUUAUACGUACUAUACAUAUAUACUAAUAAUAAUAAAUCAACAUCUUUUUCAAUGACAGGUUAUUACUCUAUAUCAUAUCAUAAUCAUCAUGUAGAUCGAUUAGAUAUUUGA
Molecule: messenger RNA, 1341 nt
Organism: Heterostelium album PN500
Lineage: Eukaryota; Evosea; Eumycetozoa; Acytosteliales; Acytosteliaceae
Exons: 4
Coding region: 1-1341 (446 amino acids)
Biological process (GO): lysosome organization
Cellular component (GO): lysosome; lysosomal membrane
Molecular function (GO): hydrolase activity, acting on glycosyl bonds
Source: RefSeq, a predicted model, not a curated record